AUGUCCCUCAUACCGUCGAUCUACAAGAAUUUGUCGCUAGCGAGACCCCGAACGCAGAAUCGUAGGUCUCAACAUUCGUUUUCUUCCCGGCCCUCUGUGUCUUUCAUCAUCACCAGGUCCGAUCUACUAGCUCCAAGCAAGGAGAUGGUGGACAGUAUGAUGCCCAAGUUUAUCGCCAUACUGAGGACUGCCAUGGGUCGCAUGGGACAAAAGCUCAGACUGGGCAAUGUCCAUCUAGUAUCGUCUAAGCGAGGAUGGUGGACGAAGGACAUCAAAGAAAGCAUUUGGCACAGAGGUGGCGGUAAUUGGCUCGUGGGGAAGUUCAAUGUCGGGAAAUCCAAUCUCUUUGAGGUCCUUUUCCCCAAGGGCUCACGCGACAGAGCGCCUGUGUAUGCAGAGAUUCAACGACAGCAGGAGAUCGAAUCCGCACAUAGAUCUACCGAUCCCACCUUCUUCUCUGAAAAGAAGUUGUUGCCCCCUCCUCAGCCGGAAGUUCCUUUCCCGCCCAUGCCUUUGGUAUCUAGCCUAGCAGGCACGACAGCAUCUCCAAUCCGACUUCCCUUUGGCAACCAUAAGGGAGAGCUUAUUGAUAUGCCGGGUCUGGAGCGCGGGGGUCUUGAACAAUAUGUCAAGUCCGAGGACAAAGCUGACCUGGUGAUGACACACCGCCCGAUUGUCACCCAGCACAUUAUUAAGCCUGGUCAAUCUCUGCUCCUAGGAGGAGGACUAGUCCGCAUUACGCCACUCCUUGAUGAAAACGACCGGAGUAUUACCAUGCUGGCGUAUCCCUUUGUUCCGCUCAAAAGCCACGUUACGUCUACGGAGAAGGCGUCGGGCACGCAAAUACAAGAGCGCGAAAGCGGGGUGGAAUCAAUCCUUGCGGAUGGGGCAGGGACUCACAUGUCUUCUGCCGGUCGAUUCAAGUUGCGGACUGAUGUCACAAAAUCUAGAGCCGGCUCCAUGAUUAGAGCUGGGGUCAGCGCUGAGAAGUUGCCAUUCCACGUCUACGCGACCGAUAUCCUCAUUGAAGGAAUCGGCUGGGUGGAGCUGGUUUGUCAGGUCAGGAAAAGCAAACGCGUACAUCAGUCUGAGCCUCCUGCAGAAGAUUUUACUGCAUCAAGCGGUACAGAAUCGGGCGUACCCACGGCUCAAGGCCUUUCGAUUGGCACAACCACCUUUGCUCCUUUCGGGACAAUCCAAACAAAAGACGACUCGACACAGUCUUCGAGUUUCCCUGAAGUCGAGAUCUUCACGCCAGAUGGCAAAUACAUCGGCCAAAGAACCUGUCUAGAUGUGUGGCAAACGUGGAAUACAGGAAAACCCAGGACAAAGAGAGCUGCACGUCCUCGGAAGCCGAUGAGCGGCGCAAAGAAACGAGAGAAGAUGCGCCGCAGGGCUGCCCUCGUGACUGGAACCUAA
Messenger RNA from Cladophialophora psammophila CBS 110553, 1419 nucleotides. RefSeq lists its product as uncharacterized. Lineage: Eukaryota; Fungi; Ascomycota; Eurotiomycetes; Chaetothyriales; Herpotrichiellaceae. The transcript has a single exon. The coding region runs from base 1 to 1419 and encodes 472 amino acids. Gene Ontology annotation, cellular component: mitochondrion. The record is from RefSeq and is a predicted model, not a curated record.